Molecule: messenger RNA, 1216 nt
Organism: Hippocampus comes (tiger tail seahorse)
Lineage: Eukaryota; Metazoa; Chordata; Actinopteri; Syngnathiformes; Syngnathidae
Gene: smim10l3
Product: small integral membrane protein 10 like 3
Exons: 2
Coding region: 250-450 (66 amino acids)
Source: RefSeq, a predicted model, not a curated record
AAUAAUCAUGUCCCUGCAUUUUCAGUCCCCCUGAAUGACAACAACACCAUUUAGGAGGAAUAGAAAGAAAGGCAGCGGUUAGGGUGGAGCACUGCCGCCAACACAACAAGUCAAACAAAGCCGGUGUCAACAGUUGCACGUAGGUGUCAUUCGGCGUCGGGAUAAGUCAUGAAUCGUCGCUCCCGAGCCGUCUCUUCUUUCCGUGCUGUGCCCGCCGAGUGAGCCCCGGGGGCUAACUCGUUGGUCUCUAUGACGGGGCUGUCUCACUUGGUGCUCCGCUUCUCGGGCACCGCGGGGCGCACCUACGGAGUGUUUUCUAAAGGCCUGACCAGGACUUUGUUGAUAUUCUUCGAUUUGGCCUGGCGACUACGUAUCCGAUUCCCCUACAUCUAUCUUGUCGCUUCGAUGAUGUUUAAUGUCAGACUUCAGGUCCACAUUGAGAUCCACUGACGGUGGCGUCCAUGACUCUGCUUGGACCGAACGCCGAGCUUCCUGAUGAGGAGGAGGAUGCGCUCGCCACCAGAUGGCUGACCAAGGCAGCAGGCAACCUUUCCUCUCGCCCUUACGCCGCGAGUCCAGUGCCUUUUUGGGGAGGACGCUCACGGUGGCGUGCCUGGAGAUGACUCGUGAGUGGGGACGAAGGAUCCCGUUUGAGAUUCAGGAGCUGCUCCGUUUUUUUUUCCCACCUCUGGCGCGACACUGCCUUUUGUUCUUUGGAUGUCAAUGUAUGAUCAUCCAUUAUCAACACACAUACAUAAUUUAAAAAAAAAAAAGUUUGGGAUAUUGGACUUUUGGGUGAAAUUUCAAGGGGAACCUAAAAUGCACUAUGACACUGGCCACUGUAACAUUAUGCAGGUCGAACAUUAAACCUGUACUUAAAUAUAGGGGGAAAAAAACUAGUUAGUAAAAUGUAACUAAAGGAACUUAAAAGUUAAAUACAACUGAACUGUAUCAAGCAGUGACUCUUUCACGAAACACGCGGGGCAGCCUGUGUGCCUCUCUUUUUACAGGUGAACUUCAUUUGACUUUCUGUAAACUUUUGAAAUCCAAAGUGCAGUGGCAGUUUCUGGCAUGUGUGUUCUGUGCGUCUAACUGUUUAGUCCCAAUACUUUUUGCACAACUUGCUGUUCUCAAACAGCAAAAUUCGGAAAUGGUAUUUGAUCUUCGAAUGAACCAUUAAAUGUCUGUCCUGGAUCAAUCAGAAUUCAAAUUGAAA